Molecule: messenger RNA, 1314 nt
Organism: Triticum urartu
Lineage: Eukaryota; Viridiplantae; Streptophyta; Magnoliopsida; Poales; Poaceae
Product: vesicle-associated membrane protein 711
Biological process (GO): vesicle-mediated transport
Cellular component (GO): membrane
Source: RefSeq, a predicted model, not a curated record
UUGAGUAUAGUACUCCUACGACGUAUCGCGGAGGCGAUCGUGCCCGUGUCAAACAGCCGCGGCGCCUCUCCUCUCCUCUCUCCUGUUCUCGGUUUUCUCCUCCUCGUUCGGGAGGCGGAAAGGGGGCGGACGGAGGAGGGAUCGAUCGUCCCGUCCCUCGUUCUCGUUGGGUGAUCGCGGGCGGCCAUGGGAAAGAAGAUCCAGUACGCGGUGGUGGCGCGGGGCGCCGCGGUGCUGGCGGAGCACGGCGCGGGGGGCACCACCACCAACGCGGGCGCCGUCGCGCGGCAGAUCCUCGAGCGCCUCCACGCCGCCGGCGGAGGCGACGCCGCCGACUGCCGCGUCUCCUACACCCAGGGCCUCUACGUCUUCCACGUCAUGCGCGCCGACGGCCUCACCGCGCUCUGCAUGACCGACGACGACGCCACCGCCGCGUCAGGACGACGGAUUCCCUUCGCGUUUCUUGAAGACAUCCAUGGAAAGUUUGUCAAGACGUAUGGUCGUGCAGCUCUCACGGCUCUUGCUUACGCGAUGAACGACGAGUUCUCGAGGGUUUUGAGCAAGCAAAUGGACUACUACUCAAACGACCCCAACGCCGAUUGCAUAACCCGCAUGAAGGGUGAAAUGGAUCAGGUGAGGAGUAUUAUGAUUGAUAACAUCGACAAGGUGCUCGAGAGAGGCGAUCGUCUGGAGAUGUUAGUCGACAAGACCACAACUAUGCAAGGAAACACGAUGCGGUUCAAGCGGCAAGCUCACCGUUUCAGGAACACUGUGUGGUGGAGAAAUGUGAAGCUCACAGCCGCGGUGAUCCUCAUCCUACUGGCGAUCAUAUACAUUGUGCUGGCCUACAUGUGCCACGGCUUCACCCUGCCCUCCUGCGUCCGCUAAUAAACCUUCUCUGUGUCCAUACGAGGCUCUGAUCUGUCCCAGGUUUUCCCUGUAAGAGCAUGUAGCUCCAUUGCUGCAGCUUUCUCUCUUGUAUAAAGUGGAAAUGAUUUGAUUGAUUGCACCGGGCGAUUGUUUUGCUCUUGUUGGACUCCAACUCUCCAAACAUCGUGAAACAGAGGACCUAUACAUUUCCUGCACGUACGAUGGGGGUCAAGGGGUCGGUUUUCCUGGUUGAUGAUUUUUUUCUUGUCAUGAGCGAAAGAGUUUUUAAUUGUAUAAGUUAAGAACGCAAAGUGGCUGGCUGGAGGUAAACUGCCCUCACCGCUUGCCACGUGCCUUGGCACCAAUGUCCACCACGACUUUCUUAGGCUGGUCGUAAUGGGAGUAUCAUAAGCGGUAUAUGUAUGCCAACUAUUUUUUUUGGAA